This is a messenger RNA of Amoebophrya sp. A25, 2287 nucleotides long. The record is from the annotation of a GenBank genome assembly. NCBI's taxonomy places the organism in Eukaryota, Dinophyceae, Syndiniales, Amoebophryaceae.
CUUUAUGUUAUGUGACUUUGAAAGUGAAAGAAAUUUUUGAUUCUGACCUUCGAUUAAGAGCAACCUGCUUUGAAACAAAUGGUGCUCUUUACAAUGACGCAUUAUCCCAGUCGUGCAAUACUCAGCGUUUAGGUGUAGUUCUCUUUUUUCCCUUCAUAACUUCGCUGCUCCGUAUGUGCAACUAUCUGGAGCGUGCGGACGUGGUGAAAAAUCGAAUUCUAGGCCAAAUGGCUACGAGCUCCGAAAAAAUGUGUCGGAUCAUGAGUAAAAAUGAGGGAAUCGAAGACGACAUCGCGCGCGGUGAUGCCUUGCUGACGGAGAUGGAACCCGGUCGCUGUGAAGCUGCAGUUGGAGCCGUAUACGAUCAACUAAACCCGAGUAAUGUGAUGUGGAGCGCCGUUGGUGGUGGUGGCAUUAACACUAACAGCAAUAUCAUGAACAAUAUCUAUGCCUAUGGGAAUAACGAAGCGAAUGACGGAAACGGAUCAGGAUCAGGCUGUCAGAGCAGUACACGAAGCUGUUUUGAUACAGCGAAUUUGCCAUUUGGGCUCUGUGGUGCCAGCAAAACUUCUCCGGCAGCUAUACCAGACGAACAGAAUCAAAGUGCCAACCUACAGGACUCUUCUUCUAGCAGUGGUUCUAACGGACGAGGUGGUCUGCUUGGGAAGAAGACGGACGAUUUCACCACGCUUCUUCAGAACAAAGAGGUCAAGUAUGUACCCGGUCAAGCUAUGAAAAUCUACACUUUAUCGUUAUUGGAGGAGCAGAUGAAAUGCGCAGGCGGGGGUAGUUCGGCGAGUUCGCCUUCGGUAAUUGAUGCUGGCAAGAAUAUGAACGAUACCAGCGAAGAACGUGAGGGUCAACAUCGAGCUUUCGAAUUUGUGACGCUUCCCAUCAACCAUCAAGGAUGGUUGCAAAAACGAGGACGCUAUUUCUGGAAUGGCAUGCGUCCAAGGUACGCAGUUCUUUUUGGAAACACGCUCGCCUACGGAGAGUCCCCGUGGCACUGUGCGACACGAAAAUUUCUGGGAAAAAUUGUUCUGGACCCCAAGUCAAAGAUUGUAUACGACGACCGAAGUGCGAGUGGGAGCCCUGCUAGAGACGAUCAGGAAAUUUCAAUAUCAUCUAACGAGAGCAAAGGAAAUGCGAACCAACGCGGGAGCAGCAGUCCGUCUGGACACAAAGGAAACGAAACUGGACCGUUUUCAAUCGAGGUUCGUGGUUUGGAUUACUUUGAGCUGGAGCCUGACUUGGAUGAGUUUGACGAAGGCAAAACGCAGGAGGUCGGAUCAUCAUCUAAAACUGCAGCUUCUUCUUCUAAGAAAAGAAGUGCUAAGACAAAGUCGCGUAAGAGCUCGCCCCGCUGUCGCUCGUGGUGGUUUCAGGCGGAUGAUGCUGUAGUCGCUCAGAAGUGGGUCAGUCAUCUCCGUGCUGCGAGACACUUUGCCGAGAAUCUGCAACGCCAUGGCGCGUUCAGGUGGCGGAGUACCUUACAAGGGAGCACUAUGAAGAACGGCCAGUACAACUACGCCAACACCUACGGGAGGGACGGGGUGACCUCAUCGCCACCAUCUUCGUCAACCACAAUGCCGGGUGAAAGAGGCAACAGGCUAACUGCUUUGCUGGGCAACCAACAAAAUCAAGUCGCUAGUGGCUAUCAGUAUCAGAACCGCCAGCAUGUUCUUGAUAAUCGCUCCAGUACUUCAACGACAUCCAAAGAAGAACAGCGCUGGGAUCGUUUGGAGUCUCUCUUAGACGGCUUGCAGUCUGGUGCUCAGCUCAUUGGGGACGAGGCACGAAAGCAAAACUCUAUGUUGAAAACCAUGAAUAGUAGUCUCACGACUGCAGACCGAAAAUUAGAUGCGCAAAAAGGUCGAAUGAAGACGCUUAUGCGUUGACGUGCGUCUUCACAGCACAACAACUUGCGCAGCUUGUUUGAUUUUUACUAAUCAUUACCGCGAGCAGGGCUGACCCUGACGCUGAAGUCGUGAAGCCGAUAGAUACUUGGAGUAGAGAUCAUCUUCAUGUUCUUCCUGUAAGACAAGGCUAACGCAUUAAGUAGGUGGAUAAUGAAUAUAAUUAUUGUGAGGUUCAUCGCUAACGCUAGCGCUACCGCUUGUCGACACGAUUCAAUAAUGCACGAUGUGCUUAUGCUUUGCGCGAAAACUAAGAUGCGCCCUACUUCUGGCCUGACCCACUAUCCUACAGCCUUGUUCAAGUAACACACCCGCAUUUGAUCACUGUUAUGCAGAGGAAAGAUGCACUGGAACAUAUACGGCAGAGGGGC